UUCUGAAUACCUCCUUUUCUCUCUGUCCUCUCACUCGCACUUGCUUUCUGCAAUUCCUGUGGUUCUUCUUCUUCUUCUUCCAUCCAUGGCGGCUUUAAACCGCCUGCUAAGAGCGAAGAAUGAAUCGUCUUUCUCAUCAUCGUCUUCAUGGAUGACUACUACUUGUUUGUGGAGGAGCUUGUCUUCGGCUGCGUUUUCCGACGCUGCUGAGCUCCGUCGUGCCCCAUCUUCGCCACCGCCCACACCUAUGAAGACUUUCUCAGUGCGACGAGGUCCAAAGGAGAGGAACGUGCAGUGGGUAUUCCUGGGCUGCCCAGGAGUUGGGAAGGGCACCUAUGCCAGUCGUCUCUCUAAGCUCCUCGCCGUACCUCACAUCGCAACAGGUGAUCUUGUUCGCGAGGAGCUAUCCUUCUCCGGCCCUCUCUCCAAACAGCUUGCAGAGAUUGUAAAUCAAGGCAAAUUGGUUUCAGAUGAAAUUAUAUUCAAUUUGUUGUCUCAGCGGCUUGAAGCAGGAGAAGCCAAGGGUGAAUCAGGGUUCAUUCUUGAUGGUUUCCCUCGAACAAUAAGACAAGCGGAAAUAUUGGAGGAUGUCACCGACAUUGACUUGGUUAUUAACCUAAAGCUCCAUGAAGAUGUACUUCUUGAGAAAUGUCUUGGAAGAAGGAUUUGUAGCCAGUGUGGUGGGAACUUCAAUGUCGCAAAUAUUGAUAUCAAGGGUGGGAACGGUAGACCUGGAAUAUACAUGGCUCCACUUCUCCCGCCUGCACAUUGUGCAUCGAAGCUCAUAACUCGAUCUGACGAUACAGAAGAAGUUGUGAAAGCACGACUUCGUGUAUACAAUGAAAUGAGCCAGCCCUUAGAGGAGUUCUAUCGCAGUCGAGAAAAGUUGUUGGAGUUUGAUCUACCAGGAGGGAUCCCCGAAACUUGGCCUAAGUUGCUGCAAGCUCUGAAUCUUGAUGAUCAUGAUGGCAAACAGUCUGCAGCUGCAUGAAUUACAAUCAUAUGCAAUAUAUAUUCUCAAGGUGAGUAGGUCAUUCUUUGCAUGUAUGGGAUGUACAUGCACAGUAAUUUUGAAGAAAACAACAUAUAUUUUUAUCCAUUUGUCUCCUAAAUAAAUGCUUCAAAACUAGUCAAUCAUUUAAUGAGAUGGCUGCUUAGUUGGGUUUUGCGAGAUGUCUAGUAUGAGAGGAAAUUUGUUAAAUAUUUGGAGAAUAUAAGACUAAACAUCACCUUUAAUUUUAUGUGGUGAAGAAUGGUUUAGUUUGAAAGGUAUUCAUGUGGAUGAUUUAGUUUCUGACUCUGAAUUUGAUGGAGAUCAGUUGAUGUCUAUGAUUACAAUAUUAUCCACCAAAAAGUUGUGGAAAUCAGGUUUAUUGUUCACUUUGUUGCUAGUUUUGAUACUAGACUAUAUAUAAUAUGAUAAAGACGCACCUUGGGUGCAAACUGGA
Telopea speciosissima is the source of this 1448-nucleotide messenger RNA. RefSeq names its product adenylate kinase 1, chloroplastic-like. NCBI's taxonomy places the organism in Eukaryota, Viridiplantae, Streptophyta, Magnoliopsida, Proteales, Proteaceae. The transcript is spliced from 4 exons. Gene Ontology annotation, biological process: nucleobase-containing compound metabolic process. Bases 86 to 991 code for a protein of 301 amino acids. Gene Ontology annotation, cellular component: mitochondrion; cytoplasm. The record is from RefSeq and is a predicted model, not a curated record. Gene Ontology annotation, molecular function: AMP kinase activity; ATP binding.